This is a messenger RNA of Corylus avellana, 1151 nucleotides long. The record is from RefSeq and is a predicted model, not a curated record. NCBI's taxonomy places the organism in Eukaryota, Viridiplantae, Streptophyta, Magnoliopsida, Fagales, Betulaceae.
GCCAUGGGUGUCUCUUCGAAAUGGCUCUCUUUGAGUGUUCUUGUCCUCUGCAUUGUCCUCCAUUUGAGCGCAAUCAGUACUCUUGGAGAUAACAAGCUUGACAAAACUAGAUUUGGAGAUGAUGGUUGUGGAUUUGGGGGCCGAAGAGGAUGUGGUGGUCGUAGACGUGGUGGCAUUGGAGGAGGUUUUGGUGGUGGUGGCGGCUUUGGUGGAGGAGGAGGAGGUGGUGUUGGAGGUGGAUCGGGUCAUGGAGGAGGUUUUGGAGUUGGGGGAGGUGUAGGUGGUGGAGCAGGAGGAGGGAUUGGUGCUGGUGGUGGAGGUGGAGGUGGUGAAGGAGGUGGUGGAGUUGGUGGAGGUUCAGGGCAUGGUGGAGGCUUUGGAGCUGGAGGUGGUCUAGGAGGUGGAGUUGGUGGGGGUGCAGGAGGGGAGGAGUGGUGGAAGGAAGGAGGAGGGGGUGGUGGUGGUUUGGGUGGAGGAUCCGGCCAUGGGGGUGGGUUUGGUGCAGGUGGUGGAAUAGGAGGUGGAGCUGGUGGCGGUGUUGGAGGUGGAGGAGGAGCGGGAGGUGGCGGCGGUGGUGGUGUAGGGGGAGGAUCAGGUCAUGGUGGUGGGUUUGGUGCAGGUGGCGGAGUAGGAGGUGGUGCUGGUGGCGGUAUUGGAGGUGGAGGAGGAGCGGGAGGUGGGGGUGGUGUAGGUGGAGGGUCAGGCCAUGGUGGUGGAUUUGGUGCAGGUGGCGGAGUAGGAGGUGGUGGUAUUGGAGGUGGCACUGGUGGAGGCAUUGGUGGUGGUGGGGCAGGAGGUGGUAUUGGUGGCGGACAUGGUGGAGGAUUUGGGAUUGGAGUUGGGAUAGGCGUUGGAGUUGGUGUUGGAGCUGGUGCUGGUGCAGGAGAGGGAUCCGGAAGUGGGUCUGGCAGUGGCGGCGGUGGUGGACGUUAAAACAUAGUAGAAAGAAGUUUUUAAGCUGCAAUCCUUAUAUACAUUUGAGUCAAUCGUCUUGUUAUGCAUGAGGACGUAGCUUAAACAAUGUAACAGCUUUUGUGAGAAAGCUUACGGUCGUCUGAAGAUUGUAAUUUCCUAAUGAUUUUUCUGUAAUCAAGAGGUGAAGCUUCCAUCUCUCAAAUGAGGUCAUAAUAUUAUCAAUUUUCUUCCGCUCU